Molecule: messenger RNA, 671 nt
Organism: Amoebophrya sp. A25
Lineage: Eukaryota; Dinophyceae; Syndiniales; Amoebophryaceae
Source: the annotation of a GenBank genome assembly
GGCAAAGUACAAGUAGUUUUUUUAAGUACUCUUUUACUACAAUAGACAAAAAGGAAGAUGUUUCGUCCCGGAAACCGUGUGGAGCAAAACCCGGCUCACUUGGCGCCGAGCCGGCGAACCCUGCCGAUUCGACCUGCGCAACCCCCGGGUCGGGCCGAACAUGCGCUUUAUUCUUAAGGCCACCUUUAUUUUACUUCAAGAGUUCUUGUCACUAAUUUUUAUCGGCUCUUACUUAGAGAUACCUAGCAGGGACUAGAAUCCUUCUUGGGACCCAUUCUGCUCUCCACAAAGACUCCCUAAACGACACUUAGCUCGCUCAACCAACGUUAAAUAUUUGAAAAACUAUUAUUUUCUCCCGUCAGGCUCACAGGAAAAUCUUAGGCAGCUCGCCGAACAGAUUCAAGUCAUCAAUUUCUCCCUCUUCUAAUCCGCCCGCGUAAUGCGUGAGUUUCAAGUGCAAGUGAGGAAGAUCAGUCCUCCUCGACGCGCAGGAGAUCAAGGAGACAGCGCUGCGACCUCUGCUGGUGCAACUUCAGCUGGCUCUUCCUCCAGUGGCAGAUCUUCACCUAUUGCGAUCGAACGCAGUCCGACUAGAGACUCGGAGGUGAGAGGAGGAGGUGGAAGAGGUGAGGGAACCGGCUUGGCUUCAGGGAAUGGCGCAUCUGGAUCUU